This is a messenger RNA of Torulaspora delbrueckii, 807 nucleotides long. RefSeq lists its product as uncharacterized. Lineage: Eukaryota; Fungi; Ascomycota; Saccharomycetes; Saccharomycetales; Saccharomycetaceae. The transcript has a single exon. The coding region runs from base 1 to 807 and encodes 268 amino acids. The record is from RefSeq and is a predicted model, not a curated record.
AUGAAAAGUGAAGGUUUCUUGGGAAGGAAAUCGUGGUUAUUCAAUUUUUGCUACAUAUUUGUCAUACAUGGUGUUGUCAGUGGGAUCAUAGCGGGUGGUGUUGAAUUUGCAAUCGCUUAUGGGAUGUACCACAAGAAUUCACAGCCCAUAUUACUUUGGGGGUUUCCCAAUACGCUUUCCGGCGACUGUGCAUUGAGUCUAUUUAUCCAAGUGGGAGUAACAUGGGCGUGUGAAGAAAUAUUGGUAGGCUGGGAUUGCUAUCUGGAGAAUACACCGAUAUUGCCGUUUGAAAUUGAGUUACCAGACGAACCAGGCCAUAAACUUUUCUGGAGAUUAUUCGAAGUAAAGCAUGGCAUCUUACGGGAAGAUCGAAGUUUCCGCAGUUACAUCCGAAAACAGUUCGUGAGGUACCCAAACCGAACAAAAUUGUUUAAUCUUUUUGCAUGGUUCGUGAGUAAGCUCAUAAUCUCGAUGAUCACUGCGGCGAUGAUCUGGUUCUGGGUAUGGCCGGUUACUAUGGGGAUCUUGGCUGGAAUUGGCACAAAAGUUGGAAGCCAUGAUUACCAAUUCCACGGCUGGGCCCCUCAGAUAAUGAAACUUAUCUACGGAUUUGUCUUAGGCCUCAUGUCAUCGCCAUUGGCUAUCAUUGUUAUCUUACUGCGAGACAAUUGGCAUCUCAAAUACAAGGAAACCGCUAAUAUAACGUCCACAACUAACGAAAAGGGGGUUGAUCAAGCAAGCGCUAAUGAUACGUCAACAGGGGAUACAAAUGUCGAUGAAGCAGACCAAUCUACUACUAAUAACUAA